AUUUAUUCAUUGUUCCCUUGCACUUCAAAAGAUCAAUAGCAAACGAAUGGGAGAGAAAAUCUCCGACACUGCCUCUCUAGCGUGUGGUAAAGGUAGUCGUAAUUUGUAUAAUUCUCACAAAGGAAAAUUUUCUGGUCACCUAAAGGGCCAUUUUUAAAGAAUUUCGUACAUUUCAUUCAUGCGAACAGAUGUGUCAUUCAGGAGAGCAUCAAUCAACAAUGUCUGAUGAGGUGCUGAUGUAGCUAGGCCCUAAGCGAAAGAAAAACAUUGCGGAACGAAAUGGAGUUUUCUUACAAAAUUAGAGCCACGGACGUAUCUUAUUUCAAGAGACUGCUCAUUCUAUUGCAUUUUUCUCAAUUAGUGAAGACAGAAUUUACAGUGAAUGGGCUGCUUGGAAACUCUGUGACUUUGGUUUGCAAUGUAAAUGGGGUUUCACUUGACCUAGGGACUGAGGUAAUCACAUGGAAGCAUAACAGUGGAUCUCUAUUUAUCGAUGGCUCAAGAGUUAGACAGCCUGAAAAGUUCAAAUUAGAAAUUAAUCCUCUCAAGUAUUCAGAUGGUGGACUUUAUUCAUGUUAUAUGCAAACAAUUUUGCUGAAUAGUACAAGGCUAAAUAUUGAAGGAAAGCCAUUCUUUACUGAGGUUUUUGACCCUAAGACUAUAUUUUCUGGUAAAGAGUUCAAUCUCAGAUGUGCCAUAAAAAGUCAUCCUGUUGCUAAAGUGAUAUGGAAAAGGAAUGGUGUACAAAUAACCAAUGGCAGUGGUAUUGCUAGCUUCACCUAUCAAGUUCCUGGUGAUGUUGUCAGGAGCGAGUUGAGAAGUGCCUCUGCAUCCUACUUGCAUAAUGGUACAUACAGUUGCACUGCAAGCAACAGCCAUGGUUCCAUAAAUCAUGAAGCACCUAUACAAAUUUAUGUUCCUGCCUUCAUAAAGAGCCCGCCAGAUUCAAUGAAUGUUGUGAGAGCUGGAUCAAACGUCACAUUAAGAUGUAUUGCAUUUGGCAACCCUCAGCCAUCACUGUUCUGGUUAAAUGGGACAGGAGGCCAGCCUGAUCCUCAACGAUACUUGGAAGAAACACAUGUUACUGGUUUUAAAAAGGACAGCAGUUUGAGAAUAGUGAGGGCAAAAAGAACCGAUUCUGGGAAUUUUACUUGUGUUGUGAUGAACAGUUUCUCUUCUGUUAACAGGGCAAAUGUGGCUCUUAAAGUACAAGAUAUUCCAAUAUGCUGUCGCAUUAUCAGCGAGGAGUUUCUCAACCGACGAAUAAAACUUUCGUGGAAUGCUCUGUCCGAUGGUAACAGCCAGAUCUUCAGGUACAGCAUCGUAGUCAAAAAUCGAUACUAUCAACGAAAUUUCGUCUUGCCUGCCUGGCAGAAGGAAUUGGAUGUGGCACCGAUAAGCCCGAGCAUGCCAUACGAAAUUGCUAUGACAGCUGAAAACGCUAUUGGCGUUUCAAGAGAGUUCAUUGUAAGAGGAGAGACGUUAAAAGAAGACUAUUCUACUUGUAUCUCCAGCUUCAUAAAUGUUGCCACUUCAGCGAGUGUUACUAUCGGCUGGAGUCCCAGCUGUGACCCGUCCUCGUACACUGGCAACAUGUACGUUGAUGUCAUUGUUCUGAAGAAGGCCGAUUUGGUACGUGUGACCACGUUCGAAAACAAACCAGGAAACAGAAGUACAACGGUCACGGGAUUAGCCCCUAAUACUGAAUACGGAAUCAGAAUUCGAGAGAUAGAACCAGGAAAGAGGAAAGGCACCCAGACUGAAGUUCUUAAGAUUGUGACCAAAGAAUCGGCACCAUCACUGCCACGCAACGUCAAAGCCACUCCGUUAGACGCAACGUCUAUCCGAGUUUUUUGGGAUCCACCAGCCUUGCUAAAUGGCGUAGUGAGGGAGUAUGAGGUUGAAUUUGGAUACAAUGAACAGGGAAGUGUUGUUUAUGUUAAGAACAUGAAGAAAAUCAACGCUGAGUUUAACCCAGAAAGGAGCUACACUCUAAAGCAGUUAAUAGCCAACACACUGUACAAUAUUUCAGUGCGAGAAAGGACUGGAGUAGGCCUAUGGAGCCAGAAGGCUGCUGUAAGCGUGAAAACGAGGGAAGGAGUUCCCAUAGAGUCUCCGCAGAAUUUCUCGAUGACGCUUACAAACGACUCUCUUGUCACCCUGUCCUGGAAGGGCAUUCCCAGGGAGAGUGCAAAUGGUGACCUGAUUGGCUAUGUAGUUGCUAUCAAAGAUUUGCUUGGCAAGACUAUUUUUAACAAGACGGUCGCCUCAAAUGCGACGACAAUUCGUAUUGAAACGUUAAAAGCACAUCACCAGUAUGAAGCGACUAUUUAUGGUUAUACAAAUGUCGGAGCGGGGAAGCUACAGUCGCUUAUUUUCUUCACCGCAGACGGGGUUCCUUCAGCGCCGCGCGAGUUGCAAGUUAUGGGAAUGGACAGUUCCUCUUUAAAGCUAACGUGGAAGCGCCCUCAAAACUCAAAUGGCAUGAUAACAGCAUACCAAAUCAACUGGGAAAUGACACAUAGCUCCCUAAGCAGGUUGACUCGAUCUGUCAACUCACAAGGAACAAGUAUAAUCCAAGGCGUUCCAGCUGACUUGAAUGAAAUUCGCCAGCAUUUCAUUAGGAAUUUGAAACCGUUCAGCAUCUAUGGUGUGCGUGUGCGGGAAAGGACUGUAAACGGCUGGGGGCCCUUUACACGGAAAGUUGAAGCAGCAACCUUCGAAGGAGAAUCUAGUGAGCCUUUGGGUCUUAAAGUCGUGUCCAGCACCAGCAACAGUGUCUCUUUCAGUUGGACAACACCACGAAAUCCGAAUGGUGCAAUAAAGGUUUUUAGUGUGAAGUGCUACCAGGAGCAGAGCAUGCUUAAAGACCAGAAAAAUGUCACCUUUAGCAAGAAGAUAGCCAUCUACAGAGCUACGUGCCAUAAUCUAAAAAGCAACACAGAAACAAUGAUCAUGGUUUAUGCUGUAAGCUCCAUUAAAGGAAAAGCAAAAAUUAUCACUGCCACUAGUGCUGUUGCCCCGGAUACGGGGUUUCCAUGGCUAAUGCUGAUUGGUGGUUGUGUUGGCUUUGUGAUUGUUGUUGCAUUGAUAAUGACAACUGUUUUGCUCUGUAAAAGGAAAACGAAAUAUGUCGAGGUUAGAGAAACAUUGGAAGACGUUGAGAUGAAUGGCGUCUUGAACAGUCGACCAAUUCACAUUGCCAAUUUAAAACAGUAUGUUUUGCAUAACCAUACGAACAGUGAUCAUGGUUUUUUCACCGAAUAUGAGGCCAUAAAACCAGCUGCUGGAAAUUUGACAUGGGAGCACAGUCAGAACCAGUUGAACCAACCAAAGAACCGAUACAGUAAUAUAGUUGCAUAUGACCAAUCAAGGGUGGUCCUGAGUGAGAUCAACAAUGACAUAUCUACAACUUAUAUCAAUGCAAAUUACAUAGACGGCUACAAAAAACCGAGAAAAUUCAUAGCAACUCAAGGUCCACUUCCUGGAACUGUAAAUGACUUCUGGCGCAUGGUAUACGAACAAGGCUGUCAGGUGAUCGUGAUGCUCACGCGAAUCAUAGAAGACCAUAAGGUGAAAUGUGAGCAGUACUGGCCAGAUCCUGGCACGCAGCAGUACGGGGAGAUUGUUAUCAAGCUAAUUGAAGUCACAGAAUUGAGUGACUAUGUGGUGAGGACUUUCACGGUAAAAGCGGCCUAUGACGUGGAAGCUGUCGGACGAGAAGUGAAGCAGUAUCAUUAUCUAGGAUGGCCCGACCAUGGUGUUCCAGAAUACCCCACUUCGAUGGUAACCUUCACCAAGUAUGUCAUGGAUAAUGCACCCCCUAAACCAGGACCAAUCGUCGUGCAUUGCAGCGCUGGGGUCGGUAGAACUGGAACACUGAUCGUUAUUGACGCAAUGUUGAAUCAGAUAAGAGAUGAAAACAUUGUCGAUGUCUACAAAUUUGUUUCUUCAAUUAGAAGACAAAGAAAUUUCAUGGUGCAGACAGAGUCCCAGUACGUGUUCAUCUAUGAUGCACUGCUGGAUGCUGUUAUAUGCGGCAACACGGAAGCCACGGCGCAUGACAUCUCCAUGAAGCUACGAUACUUGAACCAGCAAAGUCCAGAUGCGUCAGAAACAUAUCUAAUGCAAGAGUUCAAGCGUCUUGAGGCUGGACUCAGUAGCCAAGAAAAGGAGUUGUUCAGCAUAUCGAAUCUGCCUGAAAAUAAAGAGAAAAAUCGCUUCUUAAACAUUUUACCAUAUAACAGAAACAGAGUCAAGCUGGCUUCCAUUUACGGACAGAAAGGAUCUGAUUACAUAAAUGCAAGCUAUAUUGAUGGAUAUCGACACCGCCAUGCUUUCAUCGCCACACAAGGACCCUUGGAGAACACCGUUGCUGAUUUUUGGAGAAUGAUUUGGGAACAGAAUUGCAACAAUAUUGUUAUGCUUACAAAGCUUUUCGAAAAAAGCAAGGAGCGGAGUUGUCAAUACUGGCCAAAUUGUGGUAGUGCAACAUAUGGGAAGUUUCUUGUUGAUGAGCUGAGAGAAAGAGAUGAUGAAUGCGACAACGUUGUUAGAAGAGAGCUUAACUUGACCUAUACGGAGACUGGAAGAUCGAGAAGAUUGACCCAUUACUUGUACACAGGAUGGCCUGAGUACGGCUCUCCCAAUUCGGGGACCGACAUCAUCAAACUGAUAUCUUUGGUGCAAAGUCUUAAAGCCAUCCGAGGAACCGGGCCUGUCGUUGUUCACUGCAGUGGCGGAGCAGGGCGGACUGGGGCUUUUAUAGCCAUUUGCAUCUGCAUACAGAAACUGAAAACAGAAGGGACUGUAGACAUCUUCCAAACUGUGCGGCAACUGCGAACGCAAAGACCUGCUAUGGUGCAGACAAUCGAUCAAUAUUAUUUCUGCUAUCAAGCUUUGAAAGAUUACGUUGAUACGACAACUGAAGUUUCGAAAUGUUACGAUUUAGACGAAUCUCUCGCGUAAAAUAUGACCUUUGUCGCCGAAAUUACGCGUUACGUUUUUGAGUGUGCGGCUUGCUAAUUUUGACUGUUGACUGGUUGGCGGUACAGAAAUUUCGACAAGUUAUCGACACUGAAAGCGCAAGGUACGUUCUACAAAGAGAUCGAUGCAUCGAAUCACAGAGUAAUAAAGGCCGUCGGGCUCGGCAAGCUUGUAUUUUUGUACAAGAGAGAUAUUUUUCUUUUGUUUUCUGAUACCAAUCGAAAGAAGAUAACAAUAUACUGUUGAGAAGAAUUCAUGCUGGCUCUUAACAGGCCUGUCCCAGAACAGAUGAUGACAAUAGAUUCGUAUUGUUGUGUUGUUUAUAUAGAAUAUUUAUGCACAUUUUUAAGCAGAUUUUUGUAACCUAUAUGGUUUUCAAGGUUCAGAACUAUAUAGAACUCACAUUGGUUGAAAAGAUAAUUAAGUAUUUAGAAAGCUUAAAAAUAGAUAAUACUUUAGAUACUGUUAAUCAAUUUAAUAUAUGUUUUUUAUUUUGCUUCAUCACAACUUAAGUAAAGGCGAUUCCCCUUUCUUCGGGCAAGUAGCCACAGCAUUAGGGGCAACAUUAGAUAAGGCUCAUGUAAACUGGCUUUAAAGAGGGGGCUUUCGGAUCUCAUUGGUUGUGGGUUUGGCCAAUCAAGUCGCAGGGUUUCAGGUUUUUUUCUGGCAAACGUGCGGGUCUUUGCGUUUUGAACACUGGAAUUUAGUAUGGGUUUUCUGGAUUUAUCUAAACUUUUGUCCGGGUUUGCAGGUUUUAGUACCCCCCCCCCCCAAGCCCUCUCCUUACUAUUUGUAUUCAAACAUGGUUUUGUGUAUGUUAUAAUAUUUUUUGCAAUGCAUUUUGACAACGCUUUCUAUAGUUUUCUUAAAUUUUUAUGAAUUAGAGCCAAAGCACAGGCUUAUUUAAUAGGCAGGAUUUCGGAAAGGGAUCAGUCCCCGCUUUGCGUUAUCAAGGUAGGCAAAACUAAAAACAAUACGUUAGCCUACAGUUGGUAUUAAGUUUUAAGUUCAUGAUGUUUGAAAACCACCAAGGAAGUUGGGAUCCAUGUCGGGAUCCAACCAUUGUCCAAGCAAUUCCGAAGAUGGCAAGUAAUUACAUCAUUACAAUUUGAAACGACUAUAUCUAAACAGAGAAUAAACCUGAUGGUUUUGUUUCUGGCGUCUUUUGCUGCUGCAUAUAAAUGGUGUUUUAUUAGAAAGAAAGUUUCAAAUAUAUCAGGUUAGACAUUAUGUAAGAUUAUAUUCUUAACUCUUAAUAGAUGACAGACGUCCAUUAUCGAUAAAUGUAGGGACUUUUGUAGGAACAGGGGUGAGGGGGUUAAAAAAGGCUAGCAUUGUCAUUUAUAUGCCUCCAAGUUUGCUUCCAUCAUGAUAUCAUUGUAAGCAAUAAAUGAAAAACAUUUUCACAACAUCCAGAAAAUUUCUUCAAUCAGUGUCGUUAGCGUAUGGUCUAUAAAAAUUUGACCACCUCAAACCCUGGCCCCUUUUCUGACAAACCUACUCUAAUCUUUUUAGGAUCUAAUUAUGCACACGUCACAUAAACAUCCGCUUUUUAGCUUUUACAGUUUUUCAUGUUAGAUAUAUAUUUCUUGGUAUUAGAGUGUCUUAGACUUUCUUUGUAUUAUUUCGUUGAAAUAUUUAAAAUAGUUCUCAUUGAAAUUGUCGUUAAUUUAUAGUUGAUUUCAUUUUAAUUUAUGAUUUUGUGCUUGUUUUUCGUGAUUUCGUGUUUAAUAUUAUUAUAAUCGAGUAUGAAUUUUUAUAUUCUGGAUAAUAAACGUUUCGUAUGGACUCUAGAUAGCAAUUUCGUCUUUCGUGUUAAAAAUAAAACUAAUUUUA
Rhopilema esculentum is the source of this 6822-nucleotide messenger RNA. RefSeq names its product receptor-type tyrosine-protein phosphatase epsilon. Gene Ontology annotation, molecular function: protein binding; protein tyrosine phosphatase activity. The record is from RefSeq and is a predicted model, not a curated record. Gene Ontology annotation, biological process: protein dephosphorylation. Lineage: Eukaryota; Metazoa; Cnidaria; Scyphozoa; Rhizostomeae; Rhizostomatidae.